AUGGCGACUUAUAAACCGGUUACUCAUGUGAUUUUUGAUAUGGACGGUCUGCUUUUAGACACAGAACGUCUUUAUACAGAAGUUACACAGAAAAUCUGUGAUGAUUAUGGAAAAACGUUCACUUGGGAAAUCAAAGCCCAGUUGAUGGGAAGAAAAGAACAUGAUUCUGCAAAGAUAACAAUAGAUCAACUUGGUCUUCCUUUAACAGUUGAAGAAUACUUGAAACGAUUACGGCAAGAAGAAAAACUGGUUUUCCCCAGUGUAAAAUUUCUUCCAGGGGUAAAAAAGUUGUUGACUCAUCUUCAUAAGCACAACAUCCCAAUGGCCAUUGCUUCAGGAAGCUGUAGUAUGAAAUACAAAUGGAAAAUUGUCAACCAUCAAGAAAUGUUUAGCCUAUUUAACCAUGUUGUCUUAAGCACUGAUGACCCUGAAGUGAAGAAUGGCAAACCUGCCCCCGACUGUUUCCUUAUAGCAGCAAAACGGUUCCCUGAUAAACCUGAACCUGAGAAGGUGCUUGUGUUUGAAGAUGCCCCAAAUGGUGUGCAAUCUGGUUACGCAGCAGGUAUGCAGGUCGUGUGGAUACCUGACCCACAAGCUGAUCGGUCUCUGUUGAAGGAUGAAGCCACUCUCAUUCUUGAUUCUAUGGAAGAUUUUAAACCAGAACUUUUUGGUUCAAAAGUUUUUGUCUUUUUUCUUUUCUUCUUGUGUAGACAAAGUUCUCUUCCUGGUGACCAAAGUCCCUUCUUUCUUCACUUAUUUUCCUCCCGUCCGCCUGGAUAUUACGCCUUUCUUUUACGGCCGCUAGAAGGUGGAAAUUUACUUAAACACGCGGUAAAAUACUUUUUGAAAGCGUACGUGUUCGCUCUUUCGUCUUCUUCUCAAAUGGCUUUAGCUCCAAACUCCACUUAUGGACUUCUUUUCAAACAUUCUUUACUGGAGCUUCUUCGAGAGGACUUCUCAAAACUUUCUCUGAAGGGGAAACUUGCGCUCAGCAACUUGUUACCCAAGCAUCCUUCACUUAUGGGCAAACUCUGCCUGCCUUUUCAGCAGGCAGAGAGAAAAACCCCUGUUUCGCAGCGGUCUCGUUUUCAACUGCUGCUAAGGUCCAGUCCCAGUUCUCCCUUCCCCUUCAAAAGUGGGGGGAGGUCACCUUUGAAUCGUCCAAUCACAGUCCAUUAA
Molecule: messenger RNA, 1179 nt
Organism: Acanthosepion pharaonis
Lineage: Eukaryota; Metazoa; Mollusca; Cephalopoda; Sepiida; Sepiidae
Source: the annotation of a GenBank genome assembly